CUCCCACUCCGCUGUGACGCCCCCUCCAGUCGGACGGCGCACGCUCGGCGUUCUCCCCCCGCAGGACCCCCGCCAUGUCCGCCUCGGACCUGACGGAAAGCUCGGCGUGCUUGUGGGCUGCUGGACGUCAGUGGAUUUAGACGCCGGAGACAAGAUGAAGUUGUGGCCGCUCUCCUCCAUCAUCGUCGUGGCCGCGUCCUGCUGCCUCAGGAUGUCCUCCGCCGCCAUCACCACUCCCAAUGAGUUUGUCUCCUUGGCAGAGAUGGAGGACGCCCUGCUGAAGAACCUCUUCCUGGGCUACCAGCGCUGGGUGAGGCCCAUCCAGCACGCCAACGAGACCAUCAGGGUCCGCUUUGGACUCAAGAUCUCGCAGCUGGUGGACGUGGACGAGAAGAACCAGCUAAUGACAACUAAUGUCUGGCUAUGGCAGGAGUGGAUCGAUUACAAGCUGCGUUGGAAUCCAGACAAAUAUGGAGGCAUCACUAACAUCCGAGUACCAUCAGAGAACAUCUGGCUCCCCGACAUCGUCCUCUACGAGAAUGCCGACGGACGCUUCGAAGGCUCGCUGAUGACCAAAGCCAUCGUCAAGUACAACGGCGUCAUCACCUGGACGCCGCCCGCCAGCUACAAGUCGGCCUGCACCAUGGACGUAACCUUCUUCCCCUUCGACCGGCAGAACUGCACCAUGAAGUUCGGCUCCUGGACCUACGACGGCCACAUGGUGGACCUGGUCCUGGUGGACGAGCAGGUGGACCGCAAGGACUUCUUCGACAACGGCGAGUGGGAGAUCCUCAACGCCACGGGGGCCAGGGGCGACCGCAGAGACGGCCUGUACUCCUACCCCUUCCUCACCUACUCUUUCAUCCUGAAGAGGUUGCCCUUGUUCUACACGCUCUUCCUCAUCAUCCCCUGCCUGGGUCUGUCCUUCCUGACCGUGCUGGUCUUCUACCUGCCCUCCGACGAGGGCGAGAAGCUCUCGCUCUCCACCUCCGUGCUGGUGUCGCUCACCGUCUUCCUGCUGGUCAUCGAGGAGAUCAUCCCCUCCUCCUCCAAGGUCAUCCCGCUCAUCGGCGAGUACCUGCUCUUCAUCAUGAUCUUCGUCACGCUGUCCAUCAUCGUCACCGUCUUCGUCAUCAACGUGCACCACCGCUCCUCCGCCACCUACCACCCCAUGUCGCCCUGGGUCCGCAGCCUCUUCCUGCAGAAGCUGCCGCGCCUGCUCUGCAUGCGGGGUCACACCGACCGCUACCACUACCCGGAGCUGGCCCCCGAGAGCCCCGAGGUCAAGCCCCGGGCCGGCGCUCGCCGGGGAGGUCCGAGGGCGAGCGGAGGCGGGCCGACUGAGGGGAAGGAGGAGGAGGCCUGGGCCGCCAUGUUGGAUAAGGCCAUCUUCUCUGUGCGCUACAUCAGCAGACACAUACGCAAGGAACACUUCAUUCGAGAGGUGGUGCAAGACUGGAAGUUUGUGGCCCAGGUGUUGGACAGGAUCUUCCUGUGGGCCUUCCUGACGGUCUCCAUUCUGGGAACCAUCCUCAUCUUCACCCCGGCUCUCUACAUGUUCUUUAAAGUCCCUCCACCAAUCGCAAGUGAGGACGCGCCUUCAGACUCGCAGCUUUAGUUCCCGUAUUAGUCCGCUAAUCACGAUUAAUUCAUCCUUUUGAUAAUUCUGUGUAUUAGUAUCCUCGCGAUCCGAAGAUAUAGAAGAACAUAAUCCUUUUCCGAGGAACUCAGUCGUUGUGUAACUGACACAAACGGAGUGGACUAUAAACAACUUAGUACUUUAGGCUACAGUCAGAGUAAGUCUAGACAAAUAUGCACCGCUUUUACUCCUUCCAACAUUAUUCUGCCCUAUGCACGCCAUUAUCUACUUGACUUGAGUCCGUCUUAAAUGUGGGCGUUCCCUGUAAAAUAAGUACCUUUUGUAAAUCCAGCGCCCCAAAAAGGUGAAACAUUGUAUUGCGCGUAAAGUUUGGUCGCAAUGUACAAAACCCCCAAACCAGUGAAGUUGGCACGUUGUGUAAAUCGUACACUUCAGAAAACCACCGUCAGUAACUACAGUCGGUCGCAACAUCUAUAAGUUAAAAACUCUACUAUGCAAAGCCAAAGCCAUUUAUCAACAACACCCAGAAACGCCGCCGGCUUCCCUGGACCCGAGCUUAUCAAAGAUGGACUGAUGCAAAGUGGGAAAGUGUUCUGACGAGUCCACAUUUCAAAUUGUUUUUGGAAACGUCGUGUCGUCCGGAACAAAGAGGAAAAUAACCAUCUGGAUUGUUCUAGGGACUGUAAGGCUUGUCCCUGAGAGUUUGGUCUAUGUCUUAGUAAUUCCUCUGCAUUUGUCUUUGUUUCCUGUCUUUAUUUCCUGUCAGCCCUCUUAUUUUGUCUGUUUCCUGUUUUUCUCCCUGGGCGUUGUUUCCCCUUAGGUGUGGCUGAUUGGCACCUGGCCACACCUGGUGUCAAUCAGCCUGGUCCUAUUUUUACCUGCUUUGUCCUCCGGUCAGGGCUGGAUUGUUGUCGUGUCGUCACUACCUGUCUUGUCGCUUGUAGCUUUGUCUACUUCUGUUCACUCUGCUCAUGCCAUAGUUCCGUCGUGUCACAGUAACUGUUUUUGCUCUUAGUCAAGUUUGUUACCCGCCUCGUGCGCGCCUUUUGUUGGUACCCUUUUGGUUUGUUCUUGUUUUAGUGUUUGAUCAAAUCAUGUUUUCUUACGCAAUGCCUGCCUCCUUCUCUGCAUCUUGGGGUUCGUCACCAACAAACUCUGACAGUUCGCAAAGUGUCAAAGGCAGCAUGUGUGAUGGUAUGGGGGUGUAUUAGUGCCCAAGGCAUGGCUAACUUACACAUCUGUGAAGGCACCAUUAAUGCUGAAAGGUACAUAGAGCUUUUGGAGCAACGCAUGUCGUUGUCAUGGACGCCCCUGCUUAUUUUAGCGAGACAAAGCCAAGCCAUGUGUUACAACAGCGUGGCUUCAUAGUAAAAGAGUACGGGUACUAGACUGGCCUGCCUGUAAUCCAGACACUGAAAAUGUGUGAAGGCUAAAAUAUGAGGCAGGAGACUGUUGAACAACUUAAGCUGUACAUCAAGCAAGAAUGGGAAAUAAUUCCACUUCAAAAAUGUGUCUCCUCAGUUCCCAAACCUUUACUGAGUGUUGUUAAAAGGAAAGGCCAUGUAACACACUGGUAAAAAUGCCAGUGUGAAGAUGAAAUAUCUUGUCUUUGCAGUCUAUUCAGUUGAAUAUAAGUUGAAAAGGAUUUGCUUUAUUCUCUUUUUAUUUACCAUUUACACAACAUGACAACUUCACUGGCUUUUGGCUUUUGUACAUCACACGCAAUCAAAGGAUGAAAGAAACUCCCAGAAAACCAUCAAAUCUAUUCUGAUCGCUUCAAGCGAGACAUCUGAAACCAUCCGUUGAGAUCAGGAUAAAAAUGGACCAUAAUUCCACUCUGUAUUAAAUAUCAAAAAACAAAAUUGUUGUCUGGUAAGUGCGACUACAGCAGGAGGGGACCCCGCGUUUAUAUGCUGUGUUUGAACAUCCAGAAUUUUUAAUAAAUACGAUUUCAUCUGGUCAUUGAUCAUUGAACUGU
Messenger RNA from Nerophis ophidion (straightnose pipefish), 3578 nucleotides. RefSeq names its product neuronal acetylcholine receptor subunit non-alpha-2-like. The coding region runs from base 155 to 1618 and encodes 487 amino acids. The record is from RefSeq and is a predicted model, not a curated record. The transcript has 6 exons. Gene Ontology annotation, molecular function: acetylcholine-gated monoatomic cation-selective channel activity; transmembrane signaling receptor activity. Gene Ontology annotation, biological process: chemical synaptic transmission; regulation of membrane potential; nervous system process. Lineage: Eukaryota; Metazoa; Chordata; Actinopteri; Syngnathiformes; Syngnathidae. Gene Ontology annotation, cellular component: synapse; postsynaptic membrane; neuron projection.